This is a messenger RNA of Caenorhabditis elegans, 3497 nucleotides long. RefSeq names its product TPR_REGION domain-containing protein (gene ttc-37). The transcript has 9 exons. Gene Ontology annotation, biological process: RNA catabolic process. Lineage: Eukaryota; Metazoa; Nematoda; Chromadorea; Rhabditida; Rhabditidae. The record is from RefSeq and is marked reviewed. Bases 7 to 3351 code for a protein of 1114 amino acids. Gene Ontology annotation, cellular component: Ski complex.
UCAGAAAUGGGUGAUUUAAAAGACGAUCUGAAGUCGGCAGCAAGUUUAUUAAAAUCCGGUGAAAACGAAAAAGUUAUAGAACUUCUUAAUAAAUACACAGAAUCGUCAGAUUAUCGGGUGUUUUGUUUUAUUGCACUGGCCUACUCGAAUAAUGCAGAUUUCACGAAUAGCUAUAAAAUGUACCGAAAAGCUGUCGACAUCGACGAAUCCAAUCCGAUGGCGUGGAAAGGACUUUUCAAGUUGUUCGAAGUCGAAUCAUGCACCCCGCCUGAUCAGUUUUCUAUUCGAAUUUGUGAAUUUAUGCAAAACCAAGGAGAAGAGAAAAAAGAACAAGCUGCUCAAGCUCGGCGGAGAAUUUCUGUAGAAUUGAAGUUGUGGCCGGAAAUUCUCGAAAACUUUGAUGUUCUGAAUUUCAACACAGAUUCUCUGAAUCUCCGGAAGAUUAUUCAAGAUCUCAGUUCUACAGGCGAAACUGCGCAAAUGCUCCUAGAAAAAUCAUUUCAAGCGCUGGAAAAAUUGAAUAUGCUGGAAAACGAUGAGAGCUCGAUGAUGGCUUAUUGUAAAUUCACAAAAUCAAUGGAUUCAGUUAUUCAGCUUGUUAAUCAACACAAAGACGCUGUUAAAGACGAUUGGGUGCAGAGAAAAUUGCUCGAAAAUUCGUGCAAAGAGUUUUUCGAAACGAAGAAAUUCCCCGAUUUUGUUAGACUCGUUUCAUGUGCAUCAUCAUCAACUAUGGAUGUUCUUACCGCGUUGAAAGAAAACGAUAUACCAUCAGCACUUGAAGCAUUGGAAUGUGUAACAGAUCACUCAGUAUAUCCGGAUUGUCUUCUGUACGUAGGAUUGCUGGCGGAAGUUGAAAACUGGGAAGCUGUGGAGAAAUUGUCCCGUUCGAUCAUGCAAAUUCAGCCAUCUUCUACCUGUGACGGAUGGAUUGCUAGAGCCGUUCUCGAGAUUAAUCCAGAAUCCUUCGAAAAGCUGAAUAAUCUUGGAGCUCUACCAAAUCCAGAGUUUGCAGUGGAAAACUUGAAAUUAGCAUUCUUUUCUGGAAAUAAUGAGAAAAUCGAUAAACUCUUAAGCCUGUAUGAGGCUAACACUGAAAUUGGCAUCAUCUUACGACUUGUCAAUGUGCUGCUCUCCAAGGAAUCUGUUUCUCAGGAACAUGUGGAACUUGCCGAGCAACUUUCAAAAGAAUCCAGCCGAGAACUGGUGCUCGCCGCUGAAAUUCGGCUCCGAGCGGGUCUCGACGCGAACACUCUACUAGUGAAAGCUGCCAAGCUGAAUGUUCGGUGUAGCCGAGCAUUCUUUCUUCUGGGCAACAGCAUCGCGAAGAAAAAUCUCACGAAAGCGAAAUCUCUUCUCGAGCGGACAAUUCAAAUUCGGCCAGGAAACGAAGAGUACACACGGGCUCUAUAUGAAGUUCUCUCGAUGAAAAAUGCGUCAGCUGAAGCACGUGUGGAAGUUCUCAAAAGUUUUAUGUCGACACGAAGAAGCCGACAAAAACCAUUUUGGCUCGCCGAUGCUCUUUCGACAAUUUAUCUGGAAAUGAACAAUAUUUCCGACGCCAUCGACGAACUUCAACAAAUGGUCCGUCUCCACAAGGAAAAUAAAUCAGUUUGGGCUCGUCUUGCGGAUGCAUACACACGAAAAGGCCAUCUUCGGGCCGCCGUGAGCUCGUACGCUGAACUCGCUGAUAUGGAUGGGUGCCAUGAAUUUACUAUUUCGAUCACACGAGUUCUGAUCCAGCUGCGAGAAUACGAUGAAGCCCUCGAAAAACUCGCCGAGUUCCGUCAAAGAAUUGCCGAACAGAAUCUGGAGUGUUGUUCAGAGACUUCAAUCGUGCUAGACUUUACUGAAGCUGAAAUUCGACUAAAUCUACAUGAAACCACAAAUGGAGAGCACAAAUUUGUACAUCUGAAAGAGGCUUUAAGGCUUCUGACACGUUGUAUUGAUGAAGAAGGAAGCUCAAAGUAUUCGAUUGUUUUUAAGCAUCUUGGAGAUGUACUUUUAACAAUUUCAAAGUAUGCAGAAAGAGUUAUUCCUUUAUUUGAAAUUGAGGAAAAAUGGAAGGUCACCACGCCACUGGAAUGCGUUACAAAAUCUGCCUCCUUCUACAUGGCAGUUCUACGAUUCCAGAACAACGAUGCUCUGGCGUGGUACGAUGUUUCUGUGGCUCUUCUAGCACAGUUCAAAUUGGAAAAAGUCCCAGAAAUUUUGACAAAAGUGCAACGAAUGCUCCAACAUGCUCUCUCGCUCACAAGUGUCGAGUCACUUCUCUCAUCAAUUUGGACACUUCUAGCAGAAGCCAAACGACUUGCUGAGCAACCGGCGAGCCAUCAACUUCACUGUCUAUCGAGAGCUCUUCAAUUAAAUAAAGCGAAUGAUUCUGCAUGGUUGAAAGUGGCGGUUCUUUGUCUUGAAAUGGGAAUGAUAAAUGAGUCGUCACGAGUUCUCGAGCAAACCAUCAAAUAUAAUCCACAAAAUGCAGAUGCUUGGUGCACCUGGGCACAGACUGCUCAUCUACAGGGUGAUGCUCACGAGGCUCUUGCCAUGUUCCGACAGGCUCUUUUUGUUCGUCCAACGCCUGCAGCGGUUGUUGGAUAUUCUACGUACCUUUGUGAUAGUUUGAAGAAAAAGCCAGCCCGAUUUGAUUCAGCAACUGCCGCUCUGGACUUUGAAUCAAUUAUCGACUUGAAGGAUCUUGCAUCAGCAGAUGAAAAAGUUCUAUAUCACCUCGGCCUGCUUGCCGAUCUAUUCGGAUGGUAUCCACAAUCACUAGAAUGCUUUGAAAUAUGUGGAAAAUUGAAUGUGACUAGUGAAAUUGAACUUGCCAAGAUCAAAUCGAGCAUCCUGUAUCCCGACGAACAUUUGAAUAAAAUUAAGAAAACUACACCUGCAAACUCUCGAAUCGGUGGAAUGAUGAACCUCGGCAGGGAUGAUUGUUUCGCUUUUUUGACAGCUGAAAUGGAUGUAUACAGAGAUCUUUAUCGAUUUAUCGAACAAGAUGAUGCCGUCGCGUUCAGAAAACUCUAUUUGGGAUGUGUCAAGGGAAUUUCGGUGCCGCUUUUCAUUUCUGGACUCAUCAUUCGUAAAGUUAAUCUCUCAACUGAAUUCAUUCGAGCUAUCCAUGAUGCACUGCCACGUCAUGAACUCGUCGACUAUUUUCCUACCGUACUACCCGAAGGAAUGGACAACGGAUUACGUCAUUUGGAGCAAGAUGGAGAAGAGCCAUUUAGAUAUAGUCAUCGAUCUGCUCACCGCCUGCUAGAUGAGCUGAAACGACUGCGCACUGAAGUUGAAGAGGAAAAUGCGACGAAAAUUGCAACCUCAAAUGAAGAAGAAACUGUCGAGUAAAUAGUUGUUAAUUAUUUAUUUUCUUGGUUUUUUGAUUUAGUUUUUUUUUUGUAUAAUUUAUUUGAUUCUCCCCGUAAUAUUUCAUAUUUCACGAGUUAUUUAAUUUUCCUGAAACCGGUGAAAAAUAUAUAUUCAACUUUUUUCUU